AUGAAAGAAAUUGCAGCUUUAAGUAUUGAACGUUAUAUUGAUGCACGUUCAAUUUUACCAGCUAAAUUUCGUACAUUAAUUACAUUUGGAUUAUUAGUUCUUAUAUGGACACUUGGUCUUUUAUUACCAUAUCCAUUUAUUUUUUAUACUUAUCUUGCUGAAACUACUAACAGUAUUUAUAUUAAUAAUAAAAAUUCAACAACAACAAUAUAUUCAUGUCAAUCAUAUCUAACAGAAAAGGAAUUACUUGUGCAUGAAAUAAUUUUAUAUGUCACUGCUUUUAUAAUACCUUAUUCAAUAAUUGUUUUGUUUUCAUUAAAAUUACUUAAAUUUUUACGUGUUUGGUUAAAACGUAAAGAAAAGUUAACAAGUACAAGUAUAACAAGAAAACGAACUCGUGGUGUUAAACUUGUAUUAUGUAUUGUUUUAUCAUUUCUUAUAUGUUUUACACCAUUUUGGGCAUUUAAAUUUUAUACACGUUUUAUUGUUGAUGAAAAUGUUGUACGACGACCAUUAUUACAACGUAUUUUAUCUUAUUUACAUUUACUUGUUGUUUUAAUAAAUCAUUUUGAAGGAAUACUUAAUCCAUUAUUUUUUAUUGUAUUAACUGAACGUUUCUGUUUAACAUUUUCAAAACAUCGACAACGACAAAAAAGAUUAUUUGGUACACGAUCAUCUGUUGUCAUAUUUAAUGGAGGUAAAAAAUCAACAAAAUCAUCAUUAACAUCAACAAUACCAGGAAAAAAUAUAGAAAUUAAUGGUCUUUUACUAUUAAAUAAUAAUCAAUUAGAAGAUAAUAAUCAAACAUCAGCAGUUUCUCUAUGA
Messenger RNA from Rotaria sp. Silwood2, 825 nucleotides. Lineage: Eukaryota; Metazoa; Rotifera; Eurotatoria; Philodinida; Philodinidae. The record is from the annotation of a GenBank genome assembly.